GGGCUCCGGACUCCGGGUCAGUGUGUGCGAGGAAGAUGGACGAGGAGGCUGCCGCUCCGGUCGGGCCUCGAACCGUGGACCCCGAACCCAAAACCCAGUCCUCCACCCACCGCGAGCGGGAACAGUGGUCCAAACAGAUCGAGUUCGUUUUGUCUGGCAUCGGAUUCGCAGUUGGAUUAGGCAACAUUUGGAGGUUUCCUUACCUCUGUUAUAAAAAUGGAGGAGGUGCUUUUCUAAUCCCGUACUUCAUUUGUAUGAUUACCGGUGGCAUCCCAAUCUUCUUCCUUGAGAUUGGAUUGGGCCAGUUUAUGAGUGAAGGUGGCAUAACAGCCUGGAAUAUUUGCCCUCUCUUCAGAGGGAUCGGCUACGGGACGACAAUAAUCUGCUUCCUGCUCAACAUCUACUACAUCGUGAUCUUGGCGUGGGCGGCCCAUUUUUUCUACAACUCGUUCACUCUCACGCUCCCGUGGUCGUCCUGCGACAAUUGGUGGAACACGCGCCAUUGCUUUCUCGCCGGUGUCCACAACAAAUCCUCUCGGACUAGCGCCUCAGUCGAUGCUGUCACCGAAUACUGGGAGAGGAGAGUACUAGGCCUCAGCACCGGCAUUGAUGACGUAGGCGGAAUACAAUGGGAAUUAGCCCUAUCCUUAUUUGUAGUAUGGAUAGCCAUUUAUUUCUGCGUUUGGAAAGGGAUUCAGACCUCCGGCAAAGUCGUUUACUUUACUGCUAUUUUUCCAUAUAUCAUGCUCACAGCAUUACUUAUAAGAGGAGUGACAUUAGACGGUGCUCUGGAAGGUAUCGAAUUUUACUUAAAACCCGACUUUUCUAAGCUAACUCACGCCCAGGUGUGGAUUGACGCUGGUACUCAAAUUUUCUUCUCCUACGCUAUAGCUCUGGGCUGCAUGAUUGCGUUGGGCUCGUACAAUCGAUUCCACAAUGACUUCAUAAAAGACUGCUUGUUCAUUGCCGUAACUAACAGCGCAACGAGUUUGUACUCCGGAUUUGCUGUGUUCAGCGUCCUCGGAUUUAUGGCUCAACAGCAUGGAGUCCCAAUCGCAGAGGUGGCUGAGUCAGGUCCUGGACUGGUGUUCAUCGCCUACCCGAAGGCAGUGACCCAAAUGCAGGGAGCCCCGGUGUGGUCGGCUCUGUUCUUCUUCAUGAUAAUCCUCAUGGGGAUCGACUCGCAGUUCGUCGGGGUCGAGGGCUUCGUCACGGCCGUCGUGGACCUCUUCCCUGGCUUCCUCCGCAAGGGCAAGCGUCGAGAAGUCUUCAUCGCCCUUGUCAGUCUUCUCAGCUUCCUCAUCGGCCUUACCAUGGUCACCAAGGGAGGAAUGUACGUGUUCCAAGUAUUUGAUUACUACUCUGCAAGCGGCAUGGUGCUGUUAUGGUUUUGCUUUUUCGAGGCGGUUGCCAUGGCUUACUUUUACGGAGUUGAUAAUUUCCUGGCGAAUAUCAAAGAAAUGGUCGGCUACAGGCUCAUACCAUGGUUCAAGCUUUGUUGGCUCGUGUUCACGCCUGCUCUUACAAUGGGGAUCUUCUUGUUUUCUGUAUUCUCGGCGUUGCCUCUCACAUACAAUCGCACAUACAUCUAUCCAACUUGGGCAAUGGUCAUCGGAUGGUUUAUGGCUUUGGUGCCUAUGUCAGCGAUACCUCUUUAUUUCUUCUAUUACCUAUUCUCCCAACCAGGAUCCUUGAAAGAGAAAUUCAAAAAAGCACGACAACCAGUCAAUAUGAAAUCUCGCCACUAAACAGAAAGGCUCCUAUAAUUGGAGGAGAAACUGCACAGAAUUGUGUUUGUCACUUAACUUCCUCAAUUUUCCUCACAUGAAGAUUAUUUGUUGAUAGUUCUGUUGUUUUUAAUGUUUAAGAUGUUUGUUUUUAUACCUCUCAAAAGAAUACUUACAUAAAAAUGUAAUAAAUUAUUGACUUUAAGUUUAA
This is a messenger RNA of Bemisia tabaci, 1938 nucleotides long. Its product is annotated as sodium- and chloride-dependent taurine transporter. Gene Ontology annotation, molecular function: gamma-aminobutyric acid:sodium:chloride symporter activity. The record is from RefSeq and is a predicted model, not a curated record. NCBI's taxonomy places the organism in Eukaryota, Metazoa, Arthropoda, Insecta, Hemiptera, Aleyrodidae. Gene Ontology annotation, cellular component: plasma membrane. Gene Ontology annotation, biological process: nitrogen compound transport; amino acid transport; sodium ion transmembrane transport.